UACCGUCCGAGUCGAACGCUUAACCCGUCAUUGUUGACAGUUUUCAGAGAAAGCUUCACGCAGCUGUUACGAGAAACAAACGCUCUUCCUCGUUACAGCUUUUCGCUUGUUUAUAUACGUAUAUUACAUAUUUAUAGUUUUGUUCGUAGGUGAUCACAGAAUUUCAUCAAAUAAACGUAAUUGUCCACGAAUUUUCGCUCGUACAGAAAUUCACCAUCGAACGGACAAAAUGAGUGGUAGACAAAUGACGAUGAAUGGGAAAAGACCAUCCUCAAUCCCAUCCAGACAUCAGUCUGAAACUGCAGCACAACAUUUUGAUCUAAUUAAAUAUAUUUAUGAUUCAUGGAAUACAGUAUCAAAAGAAUUAGAUAUGUGUCACAAUCAACCGCACAGUAAUUCUUCUAAUUAUAGAAAUGGAGCAUCUGUCACAUAUUAUCAAGAACGAGAACCAAAUCCUCAACUCAAAGAUUUUGAGCCAUUUAACCUUGAAGCCUGGUGGGGACAGCGUGUUGUUCAAAGUAUUACUAGAAACGCAAAUUCCUAGUGCCAGGCCCGACAUAUUGAUUAUAAUCGAACAUUCUCAAGUAGACAUAAGAAACAGAAAGAAUAAAUUCAGUGCUGCCGGAGAAAAUUUUUCCAUUUCUAGAAAGGAUUUAUUAUAUACUCAAAGAUAAGUGACACGAAGAGAGUAGUAUAGGUAUAAAUAAGUAUCUAGCAAUCAAUUUUGAAUCUUUUUGAUAACAAAGAUAGGAUAUUAGCAAAUAAUCAAAGAUGAAGAUGAAAGAAAAAGAAAGGGAAAGAGCAGGGUUAUGGAAACAUACAUAUUAGUAUGAAUAUGACAUUCCUCUAAUCUUUUAUCAUAUUUUAACAUAAUAUCGCCUUUUCCUGAACCUUUUUACUCGUCGUGUUUUUAAAAGUAUUUUACAUAAAAAAUUGCAAUUAAGCUGUUUCUAAAAAUGUCUUUCUAAGAUUUGAGAUUCAGCAUGAUGAAUAAUUCUGAAAUACAGUGCAUGCUAAAACUAUUUAUUUUAUUUGCCAACAUAAGGCAAACAUAUAAUUGUAAGUUUAUAUUAUAAAUCAAAUUUUCAUUAUUACAUAAUGAAAACGUGAGAGUAAUCUUUCCAUCUUUGUAAUUAAAAACUUACAUAUGAAAUGCUGAAUCAAGAGCACAUGAAUUAUAUAUUAAUUCUAUAUAUUUCGAUCGAAGGAAAUGUAUGAGAAGAGAAGUUGGACUACCUUUUAAGGCUUAUGCAUAUAUUGCAUAUAUGUAUUUUUCCACGAAUUGCAUUUCACAAUUUUUAAUAAAUUUUUCCAUUUACAAACGUGUAAUGAAAUCGCACUUCAAUGUAAGAAAAAAAAGUAAACAGGAUAAAUGUUUUGAGAUUCUCUAAAAGAAAGUUUAUUCACGUACGAGGACAUAGUAAAGUGCACCGCUAUUGAAGAUGAAAACAAAUAAGUAUUUAAUUCGUACUCAAAAUAAUGUGAUAAUUAUUACGAUUUUAAAUACAAUUAAAUCGAUGCAAUUAUGUACAUUUAUUAUGUAUGUAUGUAUAUGUAAUGUACAUCUAUGCGUGUAUAGAUAUAUAUUAUAAUAUGUAAGAUUCAACUCGUAACAUUUUUAACAAUAAGCACCCGUAACUAUUAAAGUUUUUCUAAACUUGUGGACAUCUUUACCAAUUACUUCUAGUGGUAUUUUUUUAUGUACAAUUGAAUAGGAAAAGUAUUAUUACAAUUAUAAUGAGGAAUCUAGUUCGAUACUGUUACAUGUUACAAAGAUCGUUAUAAUGUUAGAGAUUCGUGCACUCGAAAGAAAAGUAAGAGUCGCUAUGCAUAGUACUAUUGAGUCAAUGCCUUCAUAUAGUUUAAUAUCUCGUUAUUUCCAAGCAAAUGCGAGUCCUUAUCGAUCAUCGUCUCAACUUGAUUUAAUGCGUUGAGUUUUAAGGUCUUAACGAUUCGUUCCAAAUUAUAGAGACUUCUUUCUAUCGCACGUUUCUCACUAUUAAGCAUCUAUAUUUAAUUGAAGAGUCAAAUUGAAAUUUUGUACCAAUUGCUCUGACGAAAUUGAUGUACGUUUUUUCAAUUGUAUUGUACGAAAUAUAGUAUAAGAAUAAACAA
Bombus huntii is the source of this 2115-nucleotide messenger RNA. Its product is annotated as MAPK regulated corepressor interacting protein 2-like. Bases 230 to 544 code for a protein of 104 amino acids. The record is from RefSeq and is a predicted model, not a curated record. The transcript is spliced from 4 exons. NCBI's taxonomy places the organism in Eukaryota, Metazoa, Arthropoda, Insecta, Hymenoptera, Apidae.